GAGGAAGUCAAGGAGGAGGGCGGGCCUGACAGCCGUGCUGCUCACUUCCGGAAGUGGGUUCUGUUUCACCAUGCUUGCGGAGCUCGGUUUAAUCGGGACGAUAGGCGAAGAUGACGAGGUGCCAAUGGAGCCAGAGUCUGACUCUGGAGAUGAGGAGGAAGAGGGGCCCAUUGUGCUGGGCCGAAAGCAGAAAGCCUUGCAGAAGAACCGCAGUGCUGAUUUCAACCCUGACUUCGUUUUUACCGAGAAGUGGGGGAUGUAUGAUGACAGCUGGGCCCUGGCUGAUGUCAUGAGCCAGCUCAAGAAGAAGAGGGCAGCCACUACCUUAGAUGAGAAGAUUGAGAAAGUGCGAAAGAAAAGGAAAACGGAGGAUAAAGAAGCCAAAUCAGGGAAGUUGGAGGAGAAAGAAGCUCAGGAGGUCUCUGACCCGGAGGAGCAGGCAGGCCUUAAAGGGAAAGAGGAAGUAGCAGGCUCCGCAGAUGAAGAAUCAGAGACUGACUACUCAUCCGCGGAGGAGAACAUCCUCACCAAAGCAGAUACACUCAAAGUAAAGGAGCGGAAGAAGAAGAAGAAGAAGAAAGGACAGGAAGCAGGAGGAUUCUUUGAAGAUGCAUCUCAGUAUGAUGACAAUCUCUCCUUCCAGGACAUGAACCUCUCCCGGCCUCUUCUGAAGGCCAUUACAGCCAUGGGCUUCAAGCAGCCCACACCAAUCCAGAAGGCAUGCGUCCCUGUGGGUCUGCUAGGGAAGGACAUCUGUGCCUGUGCAGCCACUGGGACAGGUAAAACUGCAGCUUUUGCUCUGCCAGUCCUCGAGCGUCUGAUCUACAAGCCCCGCCAGGCCCCAGUCACCCGAGUGCUGGUGCUAGUUCCCACCCGGGAGCUGGGGAUCCAGGUGCACUCCGUCACCAGGCAGCUAGCGCAGUUCUGCAGCAUCACCACCUGCCUGGCUGUGGGGGGCCUAGAUGUGAAGUCGCAGGAAGCAGCUCUUCGGACAGCACCUGACAUCCUCAUUGCCACCCCGGGUCGGCUCAUUGAUCACCUCCACAACUGCCCUUCCUUCCACCUGAGCAGCAUUGAGGUGCUUAUCCUGGAUGAGGCUGACAGGAUGCUGGACGAGUACUUUGAGGAGCAGAUGAAAGAGAUCAUCCGAAUGUGCUCCCACCACCGUCAGACCAUGCUUUUCUCAGCCACCAUGACGGAUGAGGUGAAAGAUCUGGCUUCAGUCUCACUCAAGAAUCCUGUCCGGAUAUUUGUGAACAGCAACACAGACGUGGCUCCUUUCCUGCGGCAGGAGUUCGUACGGAUCCGGCCUAAUCGGGAAGGGGACCGGGAAGCCAUUGUUGCAGCUCUGUUGACGAGAACCUUCACUGACCACGUGAUGCUGUUCACUCAGACCAAGAAGCAGGCCCACCGCUUGCACAUCCUCCUGGGGCUCCUGGGGCUGCAGGUGGGUGAGCUCCAUGGCAACUUGUCACAGACCCAGCGGCUGGAGGCCCUCCGACGCUUUAAGGAUGAACAGAUCGAUAUCCUUGUGGCCACCGAUGUGGCAGCCCGUGGACUUGACAUUGAAGGGGUCAAAACGGUAAUCAACUUCACCAUGCCCAACACAAUCAAGCACUACGUGCACCGGGUGGGACGAACGGCACGUGCUGGCAGGGCUGGGCGCUCUGUGUCUCUGGUGGGAGAAGAGGAGCGGAAGAUGCUGAAAGAGAUUGUGAAGGCCGCCAAGGCCCCCGUGAAGGCCCGGAUUCUUCCCCAGGAUGUUAUCCUCAAAUUCCGGGACAAGAUUGAGAAGAUGGAGAAAGAUAUUUAUGCAGUGCUGCAGCUGGAAGUGGAGGAAAGAGAGAUGCAGCAGUCGGAAGCCCAGAUCAACACAGCCAAGCGGCUUCUGGAGAAGGGGAAGGAGGCACCAGACCAAGAACCUGAGAGGAGCUGGUUCCAGACUAAAGAGGAGAGGAAGAAGGAAAAAAUUGCUAAGGCCCUGCAGGAGUUUGACUUGGCCUUAAGAGGAAAAAAGAAAAGGAAGAAGUUUAUGAACGAUGCCAAGAAAAAGGGAGAAAUGACAGCAGAGGAAAGGUCCCAGUUUGAAAUCCUCAAGGCACAGAUGUUUGCUGAGCGGCUGGCCAAGAGGAAUCGCAGAGCCAGGCGGGCCAGGGCAAUGCCUGAGGAGGAACCAGCGAAAGCCCCUGACAAGAAGCAAAAUCCAAGGAAGAAAUCUGUAUUUGAUGAAGAACUCACCAACACGAGCAAGAAGGCCCUAAAACAGUAUCGAGCUGGCCCUUCCUUUGAAGAAAGGAAACAGUUUGGUUUGCCCCACCAGAGAAAAGGAGGAAACUUCAAGUCCAAGUCCAGAUACAAGAGGAGGAAGUAGCUGUGAUGGCCUGAAGAAGUUUGUGAUGCAGCCUUAAAUCCCUUCCCUGUGGGAAGUCAUCCUGGUUUGGUUUAUAUUGUCUCCAUUUGCUUAAAAAAAAAAGUUUUAAAAAGCCUGUCAUUGGUACAUUAGAAAAAAUUAAAAGUUGGGGCAGUGAUAUGCAUGUUUCCUAAGCAUCAUUACCCAAGACCCCUGUUUUUGUUAGCUUUCUAGUUGCAUGAGGGGGGUUAAGUUUAGUAUCUCUGCCCUUGGUGGCGGUAUAUGCUGGCUCUGUCAUGAACACUUGGAAUGCAUACUGUUUAUUCUUCUACCGGGGUUGGGUGUAGAGAGAGGAGAUGCUUGCUAGGGAAACAUUCUCCUGUUUUUUGCUCUUUAUUAUUUUACAUUCUUCUGUUAGUAGUCCAGAACUAAAGGUGUUACUGAGCAGCAGCCACGUCCUGGACAUUCAGCAUGCUGUGCUGUGUCUGUCUGUUCACUACAUGCCUGUCAGACAGGAAUUGUUAUUCUCAUGUCCCCACUGAAGAAACAGAAGCUUGGAAAGACUCACUUCCCAGGGUUGCACAGCUGGUGGGUAAUUCUGGUUUUUGAAACCAGUGUACCCGAACCCAUACUGUUAACCCUUAGCACUGUGCUACAGAAGUGCUGCUGGAAAGAUAGAAGCUCAAAGAGGGCAGAAGGAACUCUUUGACUCCAUAAAUUAGCGCCUCACAGAAACCACCUUUUAAGCUACAGGAUGGUUCUCAUCCUUUUGUGAAUCACCUGGUUAGACGAAAACUGUGGAGCAUCUUUUGGAGUAACUGUGGUUCAUGCUCUGCACAAUUUUAGGGAGUGUAUUAGACCCCCCCCAUCUUAGAAAUUAUAGUUCUGUGCCCGGUGUGGUGGCGCACACUUGUAAUCCCAGCACUCAGGAGGCUGAGGCAGGAAGAUUGC
This is a messenger RNA of Fukomys damarensis (Damara mole-rat), 3301 nucleotides long. It is a transcript of the gene Ddx27, whose product is annotated as DEAD-box helicase 27. NCBI's taxonomy places the organism in Eukaryota, Metazoa, Chordata, Mammalia, Rodentia, Bathyergidae. The coding region runs from base 71 to 2371 and encodes 766 amino acids. The transcript is spliced from 21 exons. The record is from RefSeq and is a predicted model, not a curated record. Gene Ontology annotation, molecular function: RNA helicase activity; ATP binding; nucleic acid binding.